Messenger RNA from Melitaea cinxia (Glanville fritillary), 4278 nucleotides. It is a transcript of the gene ry, whose product is annotated as xanthine dehydrogenase. Gene Ontology annotation, molecular function: molybdopterin cofactor binding; FAD binding; molybdenum ion binding. The record is from RefSeq and is a predicted model, not a curated record. Bases 96 to 4160 code for a protein of 1354 amino acids. The transcript has 8 exons. NCBI's taxonomy places the organism in Eukaryota, Metazoa, Arthropoda, Insecta, Lepidoptera, Nymphalidae.
GUUCCAAUCGAAUAUCUGUGUAAGGCGGACAAGGUUAUAUCUGUUGCUUUCACAUUUAACGUUUAAUAUUAUCGUUUUAUUAUUAUUAUAAAAGCAUGGGACUUUUAAAUGCCGGUGAAGAGGUAACCGAUGUGAGCACUCAGUUAGUUUUCUACGUAAAUGGUAAAAAGGUAAUAGAAACAAAUCCUGAUCCCGAAUGGACACUACUAUGGUAUUUGCGAAGAAAGUUGCGCCUCACUGGUACCAAGUUAGGAUGCGCAGAAGGCGGGUGCGGCGCAUGUACUGUUAUGAUCUCUAAAUAUGACCGCAAAGAGAAGAAAUUAAUACAUUUAGCCGUAAAUGCCUGUCUAGCGCCAGUAUGCGCCAUGCAUGGCUUAGCGGUAACAACAGUAGAAGGUAUAGGUUCAACUAAAACAAAACUUCAUCCAGUUCAGGAAAGACUUGCUAAGGCACAUGGUUCACAGUGUGGGUUUUGUACUCCAGGAAUUGUAAUGUCCAUGUACAGUUUACUUAGAAGUUGUAAAAAGAUAAAAUACUCAGAUAUGGAAGUAGCGUUACAAGGCAAUUUGUGUAGAUGUACAGGUUAUCGAGCUAUAAUAGAAGGGUACAAGACGUUUAUUGAAGAUUGGGAAACAAAUCGUCCAACAAAUGGCAACUCGUAUCAAUCUAGUAAAGGGUUAUGUGCAAUGGGUAAAGAUUGUUGCAAGAAUAAGACUGAUAAUAGCGAAACGGAAUCUUUAUUUGAAAAAUCUUCAUUUUUGCCUUACGAUCCAAGUCAAGAACCUAUAUUUCCACCAGAAUUAAAAAUGUCGUCAAUUUAUGAUGAACAAUAUUUGGUAUAUAAAGGAAAUCAAUGUGUCUGGUACAGACCAACAACACUUGAAACGUUAUUAAAAUUAAAAGAUCAACAUCCAGAUGCAAAAAUAGUUGUAGGAAAUACAGAAGUAGGCGUAGAAGUAAAGUUUAAACAUCUUGUUUAUCCGGUAAUAAUUAUGCCUAAUUGUAUCUCGGAGAUGAAUACAGUGUUAGAAACAGAAACAGGGCUUUUAGUUGGGGCAGCCGUUACUUUGGAAUGUAUGGAAAAUGUUUUUAAGAAAUAUAUAGAGAGCUUACCCAAGUAUAAGACAAGGACACUAAAAACAAUAACAGACAUGUUAAACUGGUUUGCUGGUAAACAAAUAAGAAAUGUUGCAGGAAUUGGAGGAAACAUAAUGACAGGAAGUCCUAUAUCAGAUUUAAGUCCAAUUUUUAUGUCUUUGAAGGUAAAACUCAACCUACUAAGUCUUGAGAAUGGCUCUCGAUCAGUACUAAUGGAUGAAUCUUUCUUUACUGGAUACAGAAAAAAUAUUGUUAAAUCGAAUGAAAUUUUAGUUUCGAUCGAAAUUCCGUAUUCAAGUCGAUACCAGUUUGUUAAGGCAUAUAAACAAGCAAAGCGACGAGAAGAUGAUAUUUCAAUAGUAACUGCUGCAGUUAAUGUCGAAUUCGAAAGUAAUACAAAUAUUAUUAAAAACAUUAAUUUAGCCUUCGGUGGAAUGGCACCGGUAACUAAGUUAGCGACAAAAUCUAGUCAAGCUUUAAUAGGUUUAAAAUGGUCAGAAGAAAUGGUUGAUAAAGCUUUUACGCAUUUGUUAGAUGAAUUACCGUUACAUCCUUCUGCACCUGGCGGUAAUAUACUAUAUAGACGAGCAUUAACUAUGAGUUUAUUCCUUAAAGCUUAUUUAGCAAUAGCAAAAGAUAUGUCGGAGAAUUAUAUACAUGAAGAUCUUAUACCACAAUAUCACAGCAGUGGCGCGGAACAAUUUCAUGGGAACAUACCAAAAAGUUCCCAAUAUUUUGAACUGAUUGGCGAUAAAGAAACAAAAAGUGAUACUGUCGGUAGACCUAUAACUCACGUGUCUGCACUGAAACAGGUAACAGGUGAAGCUAUUUAUUGUGAUGAUAUACCCAUAGCAGAAGGUGAAUUAUAUUUAGCAUUUGUUCUUAGUUCAAAACCUCAUGCCAAAUUGGUAUCAGUAAAUCCAGACGAAGCGCUAAAACAACCAGGCGUUGUAGCAUAUUUUUCGGCUAAAGAUUUGACGAAAGAACAAAACACUAUAGGCCCUAUAAUUCAUGAUGAAGAGUUAUUUGCAAGUGAAAAAGUAAUCAGUCAAGGUCAAACCAUUGGUGUCAUCGUAGCUAAAGACCAGCAAAUAGCCCAGGCUGCAGCAAGAAAAGUCAAAAUCGAAUAUGAAGAAUUACAACCAGUUAUAAUUUCUAUAGAGGAUGCCAUAAAACACAAUUCUUUUUAUAAACAAUAUCCAAAAACCAUACGUAGGGGGAAUGUGAAGUCUGUUUUUGAAGAUGCAAAUUAUAUAGUAAUUGAAGGAGAGUGUAGAAUGGGUGGACAAGAACAUUUUUAUUUUGAAACAAAUGCUUCGUUUGCAAUUCCAAAAAAAGAAGAUAACGAAUUGGAGAUAUUUUGUUCCAGUCAACAUCCUUCAGAAAUUGCGAAAUUAAUUAGUCAUAUACUCCAUGUACCGAUGAACAGAAUAGUAGCACGGGUAAAACGCAUGGGAGGUGGAUUUGGCGGUAAAGAAUCGAGAAGUUUCCUAGUUGCUUUACCAGUAGCUUUAGCUGCCCAUAAACUACAACGCCCAGUGCGGUGUAUGCUUGAUCGAGAUGAAGACAUGCAAAUGACAGGAACGAGGCAUCCUUUCUUAGUGAGAUAUAAAGUAGCAGUAACUAAAGAAGGAAAGAUAAUGGCAGCAGAAGUUAAUAUAUAUAGCAAUGGAGGAUAUUCUAUUGAUCUUUCUGGACCAGUUGUCGAAAGAGCGAUGUUUCACUUCGAAAAUUCUUAUUACAUACCCAAUUGUGAGGUAACUGGGCACGUUUGUAAGACAAAUUUGCCUUCUAACACAGCUUUCCGAGGUUUUGGUGGUCCACAAGGGAUGUUUGGUGCUGAAAAUAUGAUUUGGGACAUAGCUAAUACUUUAAAUAAAACUGCAGAGGAAAUUAGAAAUAUUAACUUAUAUCAAGAAAAUAUGACAACGCACUAUGGGCAGGUUCUAUCGCACUGUACAUUGCAAAGGUGUUGGGAUGAGUGUGUAGCUAAAAGUGAUUUUGCACAAAGAAAAACAAAUAUUGAGAACUUUAACAAGCAACACCGUUGGCGCAAGCGAGGUAUAUCGGUAAUUCCUACAAAGUUUGGGAUAGCUUUUACAGAGAAAUUGCUAAAUCAAGCCGGUGCUUUAGUAUUGAUCUACACUGAUGGUUCAGUUCUUGUAUCCCACGGCGGAACAGAAAUGGGUCAGGGAUUACAUACCAAAAUGAUUCAAGUUGCUUCUCGUGCUCUUGGGAUCGAUAUUUCGAAAAUUCAUAUAAGCGAAACAUCUACUGACAAAGUGCCAAAUACAUCUGCUACAGCUGCCAGCGCCGGAUCUGAUCUUAAUGGUAUGGCUGUUCUGGAGGCUUGUGAAACAUUAAUGAAACGACUUCAGCCAUAUAUAAAUAAAAACCCUGAUGGGAAAUGGGAAGACUGGGUUUCUGCAGCUUAUGUAGACCGAGUAAGUUUAUCAGCUACAGGAUUUUACGCCACUCCAGAUAUAGGUUAUGAUUUUAAAAAUAAUGUCGGAAAACCUUUCAAUUAUUAUACGUUUGGGGCUGCAUGCACCGAAGUUGAAAUAGAUUGUCUGAGCGGUGAUCAUCAAGUUAUUAGAACCGAUAUAGUUAUGGAUUUAGGAGAAAGUUUAAAUCCUGCUAUAGAUAUUGGUCAAAUAGAAGGAGGUUUUAUCCAAGGAUAUGGGUUGUUUACAAUGGAAGAACUCAUCUAUUCUCCAACAGGGACAUUAUAUUCACGAGGGCCUGGUGCUUACAAAAUACCAGGUUUUGGAGAUAUACCCCAAGAAUUUAACGUUUCCUUACUAAAAGGCGCUCCUAACCCGAGAGCAGUAUAUUCUUCAAAAGCUGUCGGUGAGCCUCCAUUGUUCCUUGCGAGCUCGGUGUUUUUUGCAAUAAAAGAAGCUAUUCGAGCAGCACGUAAGGACGCCGGUGUAUCGCUUAAUUUCUACCUCGAGUCUCCCGCUACUUCGGCACGUAUACGCAUGGCAUGUGAAGAUCACAUAACAGAAAAGAUUCCUCGACCAGAGCCAGGAAGUUUCGUACCGUGGAACGUUGUACCUUAAUGUUUGCGAUGUUUUAUUUGACCUAAAUAAUAAGCAGAAACGGAAGUAGCUUAUACCCAUUUUUGUUUAAGAUUGUGGUUUAUACUAGUAUUUUAGAUUAAUAAAAAAAAUACUCUAA